Molecule: messenger RNA, 849 nt
Organism: Eremothecium gossypii ATCC 10895
Lineage: Eukaryota; Fungi; Ascomycota; Saccharomycetes; Saccharomycetales; Saccharomycetaceae
Gene: ATG3
Product: Atg3p
Exons: 1
Coding region: 1-849 (282 amino acids)
Biological process (GO): nucleophagy; autophagy of mitochondrion; autophagosome assembly
Cellular component (GO): cytosol; cytoplasmic ubiquitin ligase complex
Molecular function (GO): Atg8-family ligase activity
Source: RefSeq, marked provisional
AUGCUACGGAGUACACUCUCGAACUGGAGGGAGUAUCUAACGCCUGUUACCCACCAGUCGACGUUCGAAAACACAGGGCAGAUCACGCCGGAAGAGUUCAUCAAGGCGGGCGACUAUCUGUGCCACAUGUUCCCUACUUGGAGGUGGAACCAGCAACAGGGAGGCAUGGUGUACCGGGACUUCUUGCCGCAGGAUCGGCAGUUUCUCGUGACACGCAAGGUGCCGAGCAAUAUGCGGGCGGCAGAUAGCGUGAACGUGGGCGGCGAAGAAGAGACGUCUGCGGGCGAGUACUGGGUGCUGCAGCCGCAGCAGGAGAGCGCCGAUGGGGGCGAGGAGAUAGACAUUGACGAGAUGCUGCAGGAGAUGGACAUAGAGGACCAGAGCGGCGAGCAGGACAUAAUACAGCUGAGACCGAGCCAUACGCGAUUCUAUGACCUAUACAUCACCUACUCGACGUCGUACCGGGUGCCGAAGAUGUACCUGGUUGGCUUCAACAACGACGGCACGCCGCUGACGCCGCAGCAGAUGUUCCAGGACAUUGCUCCGGACUACCGCACGAAGACGGCGACCAUUGAGAAGCUGCCUUUCUUCAAGUCCGCCGUCGUGGCGGUGUCGAUACACCCGUGCCGACACGCGAACGUGAUGCGCGUGCUGAUGGAGAAGGUGCGGGCUGCCAAGCAGAAGCCGGUGGAGGAAGAGCAGCCGGACGGCCCGCGCGAGGACUGGGAGGAUCUGCAGGACGAGGUCGACAGUAGCCUGCGGGUCGACCAGUACCUCGUUGUGUUUCUGAAGUUUAUUACUAGCGUGACCCCCGGGAUCGAGCACGACUAUACAAUGGAGGGCUGGUGA